AUGGCGGAUAAGUUUGGGAGCCACAUGCCCUCAGAAUCGCAGCCUUCAACUGAAGUUGAAGAGCAUGACCACGAAUUAACUUUGACCAGCGAUUCCCUCUUCCGAGCCGCCAAUGGACACACCUCCCGUCAAGAUACCGAGCUCAAUAAACAAGGCGGUAGACGCAAUUCCAACUAUCCAGACUUAUCGAAAAUAUUUAAUCAAGACGAUAAGCAAUCUGUUCACGAAGACGAUAUCGUCGAGAAGCCACCCAUCACGGCUCCCGAGCCGCAAGUCUCCACUAAGACUUCGGAUAUUUGGUGUACACUGUUUAGGCCUUUCCUCUUGGAGCUUAAGUCAAAAGCAACAUGGCCUAUGGCACAGAAAGUUCUCAAGGCCGCUUUUGCCUAUUGGCUUGCCUUUGUCGUUGACCUUGUUAUACCUGUGAUGCGAGAUAUUGGUGGUGGAACGUUCUUGGCCAUCGUGAUGGAGACACUCGAAAGUUUUAGGCAUCUGCUUGAGCAGGAGACUCACUUUUUUCUUCGUAACGCUUAUAACAGAAACACAAUAUCCGAUUUAUACCAAGAACUACAGGGUAACCUUCAAAAUCUUGACGAGGCACGAAAGGAGGCGCAACACGAGAUAUCUUUUUCAAAGAUCAGCCAAGAGGAUUUAAAUAAUAUAGAUGGUAUUGUGAAGAACUUGUACACGGCCAUAG
This is a messenger RNA of Acaulospora colombiana, 697 nucleotides long. NCBI's taxonomy places the organism in Eukaryota, Fungi, Glomeromycota, Glomeromycetes, Diversisporales, Acaulosporaceae. The record is from the annotation of a GenBank genome assembly.